GCAAACAGUACCACGGUCCACGGUCCAUGGUCGACGAUAUUAUCGGAAAGUUUGAGGAUCGAAGACACUAUCCGGUCAGAGACUGAUCGAAGAAGAUGAUGAUGACUUCUCAGAUGCAGCGUGGUUUUCCGACGGCGCUCGUUCUGUCAGCGCUUCUGUUGUUUCUGUCGCCGGGGAUUAUUCCGGGCGGCGAGGCGAUUUGGUUGAACGUGCCGGCGACGGGAACCAAGUGUGUCUCUGAGGAAAUUCAGAGCAACGUUGUUGUCUUGGCCGACUACCUCGUAAUCUCCGAAGAUCAUUCCGUCUUACCCACUCUCUCCGUCAAGGUGACAUCCCCAUAUGGAAGCAAUCUGUAUCACCAGGAAAACGUAACACAUGGUCAAUUUGCAUUUACAACCCAAGAAUCUGGGAACUACUUGGCAUGCUUUUGGGCUGAAGGGCAUAGUCAUGGAAACAAAGAUAUUAGCAUCAACCUUGACUGGAAAACCGGGAUAAGUGCCAAGGAUUGGGACUCCAUCGCUAAAAAAGAGAAGAUCGAGGGCGUCGAGCUGGAGCUCAGGAAACUCGAAGGUGCAGUCGAGGCCAUCCAUGAAAACUUACUCUACCUUAAGACAAGAGAAGCCGAGAUGAGGAUUGUGAGUGAGAAAACGAACUCUCGGGUAGCGUGGUUAAGCAUAAUGUCGUUGGGAAUCUGCAUCGCCGCCUCGGGUUUACAGAUAGUAUACCUAAAGCAUUACUUCCAAAAGAAGAAGCUUAUCUAAGAUCAAAACCCAUGGCCACGGCCAUUGUAUUGUUCCCCUUGUUGAAGAGAGUAGUGUAACCCUUUCCUCCUCUGCAUCUUGCUCUCAUUUUGGACGCUGUAAAAUUUUGUUGUCACGGAUUUAGUUUUAGCUUCUCUGUUUAUGAUUUGUAUUCCAUAAAUAGAACUCUUUUUCUCUCGAGCUUCGCCCUU
Molecule: messenger RNA, 952 nt
Organism: Tarenaya hassleriana
Lineage: Eukaryota; Viridiplantae; Streptophyta; Magnoliopsida; Brassicales; Cleomaceae
Product: transmembrane emp24 domain-containing protein p24delta3-like
Exons: 4
Coding region: 96-761 (221 amino acids)
Biological process (GO): endoplasmic reticulum to Golgi vesicle-mediated transport; intracellular protein transport; Golgi organization
Cellular component (GO): COPII-coated ER to Golgi transport vesicle; endoplasmic reticulum-Golgi intermediate compartment; endoplasmic reticulum
Source: RefSeq, a predicted model, not a curated record